Messenger RNA from Nycticebus coucang (slow loris), 15222 nucleotides. RefSeq names its product ankyrin 3 (gene ANK3). The record is from RefSeq and is a predicted model, not a curated record. Gene Ontology annotation, molecular function: protein binding. The transcript has 49 exons. Gene Ontology annotation, cellular component: T-tubule. Gene Ontology annotation, biological process: protein localization to T-tubule; signal transduction; regulation of cardiac muscle contraction. NCBI's taxonomy places the organism in Eukaryota, Metazoa, Chordata, Mammalia, Primates, Lorisidae. The coding region runs from base 336 to 13814 and encodes 4492 amino acids.
AGACACUUCCAGCUGGUGGCAGGGGAUACAGCCAUAAUACAGCUUCCUCUGUCCCGGCUGUCUUCCACACUACGGGAACUGCAUUACGAUGGCUGCACUCUCUUGGAAAGGCGCAGGUGGAGGAAGGUGGAGGAGGAAGCCUGGACACCGUUGUGUUGGUUUUUAAAAGCUUCAGCUUCUCCAGCAUCUUUGUAUUUCGAAUGUCUUCCUGCCUCUAGUCAAAGCCUUCUCUCCAGUGCUUGGAAUGCUGCUGCAAGCCUGAUUAAAGGUGCCCGAGGAUAUCACCUUUUACACGGAAGCCCUGUGUGCUUGAGAGGAUCUUUAUUAAAUGCAUUAUGGCUCAUGCAGCCUCACAGUUAAAGAAAACCAGGGAUUUAGAAAUCAAUGCUGAUGAAGAGCCUGAGAAAAAAAGGAAACACCGCAAACGGUCCCGGGAUCGUAAGAAAAAGUCUGAUGCCAAUGCAAGUUACUUAAGAGCAGCUCGCGCAGGACACCUAGAAAAGGCUCUUGACUACAUAAAAAAUGGGGUUGAUAUCAACAUUUGCAAUCAGAAUGGGUUGAAUGCUCUUCAUCUUGCUUCCAAAGAAGGCCACGUGGAAGUUGUUUCUGAACUACUACAGAGAGAAGCCAAUGUGGAUGCAGCUACGAAGAAAGGAAACACAGCAUUGCACAUCGCAUCUUUGGCUGGACAAGCAGAGGUGGUAAAGGUCUUGGUUACAAAUGGAGCCAAUGUCAAUGCACAAUCUCAGAAUGGUUUCACCCCAUUGUAUAUGGCAGCCCAGGAAAACCACCUGGAGGUUGUCAAGUUCCUCCUUGACAAUGGUGCAAGCCAGAGCCUCGCCACAGAGGAUGGCUUCACACCCUUAGCAGUAGCCUUGCAACAAGGUCACGACCAAGUCGUCUCACUCCUGUUAGAGAAUGACACCAAAGGAAAAGUGCGUCUCCCAGCUCUUCACAUUGCUGCCCGAAAAGAUGACACAAAAGCCGCCGCCCUGCUGCUGCAGAACGACAACAACGCGGACGUGGAAUCAAAGAGUGGCUUCACUCCGCUCCACAUAGCGGCUCACUAUGGAAACAUCAAUGUAGCCACGUUGCUGUUAAACCGGGCGGCUGCUGUGGACUUCACUGCAAGGAAUGACAUCACUCCUUUACAUGUGGCAUCAAAAAGAGGAAACGCAAAUAUGGUAAAACUGCUGCUUGAUCGAGGAGCUAAAAUCGAUGCCAAAACCAGGGACGGUCUGACACCACUGCACUGUGGGGCAAGGAGUGGCCAUGAGCAGGUGGUGGAAAUGUUGCUGGAUCGAGCUGCCCCCAUUCUUUCAAAAACCAAGAAUGGAUUGUCUCCAUUGCACAUGGCCACCCAAGGGGAUCAUUUAAACUGCGUCCAACUUCUCCUUCAGCAUAAUGUGCCCGUGGACGAUGUGACCAAUGACUACCUGACUGCUCUCCACGUGGCUGCCCACUGUGGCCACUACAAAGUCGCCAAGGUUCUCUUGGAUAAGAAAGCUAACCCCAAUGCCAAAGCCUUGAAUGGCUUCACCCCACUUCAUAUCGCCUGCAAGAAGAAUCGAAUUAAAGUAAUGGAACUCCUUCUGAAGCACGGUGCAUCCAUCCAAGCUGUAACCGAGUCGGGCCUUACCCCAAUCCAUGUUGCUGCCUUCAUGGGGCAUGUAAAUAUUGUAUCGCAACUAAUGCAUCAUGGAGCCUCACCAAACACCACUAAUGUGAGAGGAGAGACGGCCCUGCACAUGGCGGCUCGGUCUGGCCAGGCUGAAGUCGUACGGUACCUGGUUCAAGACGGCGCUCAGGUGGAAGCCAAAGCUAAGGAUGACCAAACCCCACUCCACAUUUCAGCCCGACUGGGGAAGGCAGAUAUAGUACAACAGCUGUUGCAGCAAGGAGCAUCUCCAAAUGCAGCCACGACUUCUGGCUACACCCCACUUCACCUUUCAGCCCGAGAGGGGCAUGAGGAUGUCGCUGCAUUCCUUUUGGAUCAUGGAGCAUCUUUAUCUAUAACAACAAAGAAAGGAUUUACUCCCCUUCACGUGGCAGCAAAAUAUGGGAAGCUUGAAGUAGCCAACCUCCUACUACAGAAAAGUGCAUCUCCGGACGCUGCUGGGAAGAGCGGGCUAACCCCACUGCAUGUAGCUGCACAUUACGAUAAUCAGAAAGUGGCCCUUCUGCUUUUGGACCAAGGAGCCUCACCUCACACGGCUGCAAAGAAUGGUUAUACACCACUGCACAUCGCUGCCAAAAAGAACCAGAUGGACAUAGCGACAACUCUGCUGGAAUAUGGUGCUGAUGCCAACGCAGUAACCCGGCAAGGAAUCGCUUCCGUCCAUCUCGCAGCUCAGGAAGGACACGUGGACAUGGUGUCGCUGCUUCUCAGUAGAAAUGCCAAUGUGAACCUGAGCAAUAAGAGUGGCCUGACCCCACUGCAUUUGGCUGCUCAAGAAGACAGAGUGAAUGUGGCUGAAGUCCUGGUAAACCAAGGGGCUCUCGUGGAUGCCCAGACAAAGAUGGGAUACACACCACUGCAUGUGGGCUGCCACUAUGGAAAUAUCAAGAUCGUUAAUUUCCUGCUGCAACAUUCUGCAAAAGUGAACGCCAAAACAAAGAAUGGGUACACGCCAUUACAUCAAGCAGCUCAGCAGGGACACACACACAUCAUCAACGUCUUGCUUCAGAACAACGCCUCCCCCAAUGAACUCACUGUGAAUGGUAACACUGCCCUUGGCAUUGCGCGGCGGCUCGGCUACAUCUCCGUGGUCGACACUCUGAAGGUGGUGACUGAGGAGACCAUGACCACCAUGACUGUCACAGAGAAGCACAAAAUGAAUGUUCCAGAAACAAUGAAUGAAGUUCUUGAUAUGUCUGACGAUGAAGUUCGUAAAGCCAAUGCCCCUGAAAUGCUCAGUGAUGGUGAAUAUAUCUCAGAUGUUGAAGAAGGUGAUAGAUGCACAUGGUACAAAAUCCCCAAGGUACAAGAGUUUACGGUGAAAAGUGAAGAUGCAAUGACCGGGGACACAGACAAAUAUCUUGGGCCGCAGGACCUUAAGGAACUGGGUGACGAUUCCCUGCCCGCAGAGGGCUACAUGGGCUUUAGUCUUGGAGCCCGUUCCGCCAGCCUCCGCUCCUUCAGUUCGGAUAGGUCUUACACCUUGAACAGAAGCUCUUACGCACGGGACAGCAUGAUGAUCGAAGAACUCCUGGUGCCAUCCAAAGAACAGCAUCUAACAUUCACAAGGGAAUUUGAUUCAGAUUCUCUCAGACAUUACAGCUGGGCUGCAGACACCUUAGACAAUGUCAAUCUUGUCUCAAGCCCUGUUCAUUCUGGGUUUCUGGUUAGCUUUAUGGUGGAUGCAAGAGGUGGCUCCAUGAGAGGAAGCCGUCACCAUGGGAUGAGAAUCAUUAUUCCUCCACGCAAGUGUACAGCCCCCACCCGAAUCACCUGCCGUUUGGUAAAGAGACAUAAACUGGCCAACCCACCCCCCAUGGUGGAAGGAGAGGGAUUAGCCAGUAGGCUGGUAGAAAUGGGUCCUGCAGGGGCACAAUUUUUAGGCCCUGUCAUAGUGGAAAUCCCUCACUUUGGGUCCAUGAGAGGAAAAGAGAGAGAACUCAUUGUUCUUCGAAGUGAAAAUGGUGAAACAUGGAAGGAGCAUCAAUUUGACAGUAAAAAUGAAGAUUUAGCCGAACUACUUAAUGGCAUGGAUGAAGAACUUGAUAGCCCAGAGGAGUUGGGGAAAAAGCGUAUCUGCAGGAUCAUCACUAAGGAUUUCCCCCAGUAUUUUGCCGUCGUUUCACGGAUUAAGCAGGAAAGCAACCAGAUUGGUCCUGAAGGUGGAAUUCUGAGCAGCACCACUGUGCCCCUCGUCCAGGCGUCUUUCCCAGAGGGUGCCCUAACGAAAAGAAUUCGAGUGGGCCUCCAGGCCCAGCCAGUUCCAGAUGAAAUUGUGAAAAAGAUCCUUGGAAACAAAGCAACAUUUAGCCCAAUUGUCACUGUGGAACCAAGAAGAAGAAAAUUCCAUAAACCAAUCACAAUGACCAUUCCAGUGCCCCCGCCCUCAGGAGAAGGUGUAUCCAAUGGAUACAAGGGGGACACCACACCCAACCUGCGUCUUCUCUGUAGCAUUACAGGGGGCACUUCUCCGGCUCAGUGGGAAGACAUCACGGGAACGACGCCUUUGACGUUUAUAAAGGACUGCGUCUCUUUUACAACCAAUGUUUCAGCUAGAUUUUGGCUUGCAGACUGCCAUCAAGUUUUAGAAACUGUGGGGUUAGCCACACAACUAUACAGAGAGUUAAUAUGUGUUCCAUAUAUGGCCAAGUUUGUUGUUUUUGCCAAAAUGAAUGAUCCUGUGGAGUCUUCCCUGCGAUGUUUCUGCAUGACAGAUGACAAAGUGGACAAAACUUUAGAGCAGCAAGAAAAUUUUGAGGAAGUUGCAAGAAGCAAAGAUAUUGAGGUUCUGGAAGGAAAACCUAUUUAUGUUGAUUGUUAUGGAAAUCUGGCCCCACUUACCAAAGGAGGACAGCAACUUGUUUUUAACUUUUAUGCUUUCAAAGAAAAUAGGCUGCCAUUUUCCAUUAAGAUUAGAGACACCAGCCAAGAGCCCUGUGGUCGGCUAUCUUUUCUGAAAGAACCAAAGACGACAAAGGGACUGCCUCAAACAGCUGUUUGCAACUUAAAUAUCACUCUGCCAGCACAUAAAAAGGAGACAGAGUCAGAUCAAGAUGAUGAGAUUGAGAAAGCAGAUAAACGACAGAGCUUUGCAUCUUUAGCUUUACGUAAGCGCUACAGCUACUUGACUGAGCCUGGAACGAAAACAGUUGAACGGAGUGCAGGAGCAACAAGAUCCCUCCCCACCACUUACUCAUACAAGCCAUUCUUUCCUACAAGACCAUACCAGUCCUGGACAACAGCUCCGACUACAGUGCCUGGGCCAGCCAAAUCAGGCUUCACUUCCUUAUCGAGUUCCUCCUCUAAUACACCAUCAGCUUCUCCAUUAAAAUCAAUAUGGUCUGUUUCGACUCCUUCUCCAAUCAAAUCCACAUUAGGCGCAUCAACUACGUCUUCAGUAAAAUCCAUUAGUGAUGUGGCAUCUCCAAUUAGAUCUUUUCGGACAAUUUCAUCGCCAAUAAAAACUGUGGUGUCACAAUCUCCAUACAAUAUCCAAGUAUCCACUGGUACCCUGGCUAGAGCUUCCACUGUCACGGAGGCUAUGCCCUUAAAAGGGCUGGCAUCCAAUUCUACGUUUUCCUCACGAACCUCUCCAGUGACUACAGCGGGGUCUCUCUUGGAGAGGUCCUCAAUUACUAUGACACCCCCUGCAUCCCCCAAAUCAAACAUUAACAUGUAUUCCUCAAGUCUGCCAUUUAAGUCCAUUAUUACAUCAGCAGCACCACUAAUAUCUUCACCUUUAAAGUCAGUGGUGUCUCCAGCUAGAUCAGCAGUUGAUGUCAUUUCAUCAGCUAAAGUUACGAUGGCAUCUUCUCUCGCCUCACCUGUGAAACAGAUGCCAGGACAUGCAGAGGUAGCAUUAGUCAAUGGAUCUAUUUCCCCUCUGAAAUAUCCAUCGUCUUCAACUUUAAUUAAUGGAUGCAAAGCCACUGCCACAUUACAGGAAAAAAUUUCUACAGCUACAAACUCUGUGAGCUCUGUGGUCAAUGCAGCCACUGACACAGUUGAAAAAGUAUUUUCUACUACGACAGCAAUGCCAUUUUCCCCACUCAGGUCCUAUGUUUCUGCAGCACCAUCAGCUUUUCAGUCUCUAAGAACUCCUUCCGCAAGUGCACUCUAUACAUCCCUCGGGUCGUCAAUAUCUGCAACUACCUCAUCUGUAACUUCAUCAAUAAUAACAGUGCCAGUAUACUCUGUAGUCAAUGUUUUGCCAGAACCAGCAUUAAAGAAACUUCCAGACUCUACUUCACUUACAAAAUCAGCAGCAGCCUUGCUGUCCCCCAUUAAAACAUUGACUACGGAGACACGUCCUCAGCCUCAUUUCAAUCGAACUUCAUCUCCAGUUAAGUCAUCUUUGUUCCUUGCACCCUCUGCCCUUAAGUUGUCUACACCAUCUUCUUUAUCUUCCAGUCAGGAGAUAUUAAAAGAUGUGGCUGAAAUGAAAGAGGACCUAAUGCGGAUGACUGCGAUACUCCAGACAGAUGUGCCAGAGGAGAAGCCUUUCCAACCCGAACUCCCAAAAGAAGGGAGGAUGGAUGAUGAGGAACCUUUUAAAAUUGUUGAGAAAGUCAAGGAAGACUUAGUGAAAGUUAGUGAAAUCCUUAAAAAGGAUGUGUGUGUAGAUAAUAAAGGAUCACCUCAAUCACCAAAGAGUGACAAAGGACACUCUCCCGAAGAUGACUGGAUAGAAUUUAGUUCAGAAGAAAUACGAGAAGCGAGACAGCAAGCUGCUACAAGCCAUCCUCCAUCCCUGCCGGAGAGAGUGCAAGUAAAAGCAAAAGCCGCCUCUGAAAAGGAUUAUAACUUGACCAAAGUCAUUGACUACCUAACAAAUGAUAUUGGCAGUAGUUCACUGACAAACUUAAAGUACAAGUUUGAGGAUGCAAAGAAGGAUGGUGAGGAGAGACAGAAAAGAAUUUUAAAACCAGCAAUUGCUUUGCAGGAACACAAACUCAAAAUGCCUCCAGCCUCCAUGAGGCCUUCCACCUCUGAGAAAGAAUUGUGUAAAAUGGCGGAUUCCUUUUUUGGAACAGAUACUAUUUUAGAAUCUCCAGAUGACUUUUCUCAACAUGACCAAGAUAAAAGUCCCUUGUCUGACAGUGGCUUUGAAACAAGAAGUGAAAAAACACCAUCGGCCCCACAAAGCGCUGAAAGCACUGGUCCUAAACCACUUUUUCAUGAAGUCCCGAUCCCUCCUGUCAUCACAGAAACAAGAACUGAAGUGGUACAUGUGAUCAGGAGCUAUGAGCCCUCAGCUGGGGACACUCCCCAGUCCCAACCAGAGGAGCCUGUAUCACCCAAACCUUCCCCUACAUUUAUGGAAUUGGAACCAAAGCCCAGCACCUCCAGUAUUAAAGAAAAAGUUAAAGCUUUUCAGAUGAAAGCCACCAGUGAAGAAGAUGACCACAAUCGGGUUUUGAGUAAAGGCAUGCGUGUUAAAGAAGAGACUCACAUAACCACAACCACUAGAAUGGUUUAUCAUUCUCCACCAGGCAGUGAAGGUGCCUCUGAAAGAAUUGAAGAAACCAUGUCAGUCCAUGACAUUAUGAAAGCCUUUCAGUCCGGGCGGGACCCUUCCAAAGAACUGGCAGGUCUGUUUGAACACAAGUCGGCAGUGUCUCCAGAUGUUCACAAGUCUGCUGCUGAAACUUCAGCCCAGCAUGCAGAGAAGGACAACCAAAUGAAACCCAAACUGGAGCGUAUAAUAGAAGUCCACAUCGAAAAAGGUAACCAAGCUGAGCCCACUGAAGUCAUUAUUAGAGAGACCAAAAAGCAUCCAGAAAAAGAAAUGUAUGUAUAUCAGAAAGACUUAUCCCGGGGAGAUAUUAACCUAAAAGAUUUUCUGCCAGAAAAACACGAUGCUUUUCCUUGUUCAGAGGAACAGGGUCAGCAAGAAGAAGAAGAACUUACUGCUGAAGAGUCAUUGCCUUCUUAUCUGGAGUCUUCCAGAGUAAAUACUCCUGUGUCCCAAGAAGAAGAUAGCCGCCCUAGUUCUGCUCAACUCUUAUCUGAUGACUCUUAUAAAACGUUGAAGCUUUUGAGUCAACACUCAAUAGAAUACCAUGACGAUGAGUUGUCAGAACUAAGAGGGGAGUCUUACAGGUUUGCUGAGAAAAUGCUUCUGUCAGAAAAGCUAGACGUGUCUCAUUCUGAUACUGAGGAAUCGGUCACAGACCAUACAGGACCCCCUAGCUCAGAGUUACAGGGGUCUGAUAAGCGGUCCAGAGAAAAAAUAGCCACUGCCCCCAAAAAAGAAAUUCUCUCCAAAAUCUAUAAAGAUGUGUCUGAAAAUGGUGUAGGUAAAGUGUCUAAAGAUGAGCAUUUUGAUAAAGUGACAGUGUUGCACUAUUCUGGCGAUGUUAGUAGCCCAAAACAUGCCAUGUGGAUGCGCUUUACUGAGGACAGAUUAGACAGAGGUAGAGAAAAGUUGAUAUAUGAAGAUAGGGUGGACAGGACUGUGAAGGAGGCUGAAGAAAAACUGACUGAAGUGUCACAGUUUUUUCGUGACAAAACUGAAAAGCUAAAUGAUGAACUGCAGUCCCCAGAGAAGAAGGCACGCCCUAGAAAUGGCAAAGAACACUCUUCUCAAAGCUCUACCAGCAGCAGCAGCCCUGAGAAAGUACUGCUGACAGAAUCGCCAGGAUCCAGUGAUGAAUGGGUUAAGGCAAGGCAGCAUGGCCAUGAUGGACAGGGCCUCCCCAAGGCUGAGGAGAGGAAAGCACCCAGUGUGCCCAGCAGCCCGGAGAAGAAGGCAAGUUCCCAACAGAUCGAAGACAGCAAGUCCACAGUGGAAGCCAAAGGAAGUAUCUCACAGAGCAAAGCCCCAGAUGGGCCUCAAUCUGGAUUUCAGCUCAAACAAUCUAAACUCAGUUCCAUUAGAUUAAAAUUUGAACAAGGUACCCAUACAAAAAGUAAGGAUGUGUCUCAAGAAGAUAAAAAGUCAGAUGGCCAAUCCAGAAUACCGGUUAAAAAAAUACAGGAGAGCAAGCUGCCGGUCUACCAAGUUUUUGCUAGAGAAAAGCAGCAGAAGGCCACAGACCUCUCAGAGGAAAGUAUAUCAGUGAAAAAAGAUUUCACGGUAUUAAAAGCUAAAACUGAGCAUGCCCAAAGCAACGAAAUUGUUGCCAAUGAUACUGCCUCUGAUGAUGUGAAAAAACAGAGAACUGAAAUGUCAAGUAAAACAAUGCCUGACUCUCUUUCUGAGCAACAGGCUAAAGACUUGGCAUGUCAUGUAACCUCAGAUUUAGCAACUAAGGGACCAUGGGACAAAAAGGUCUUUAGAACAUGGGAAAGUUCUGGAACCACUAAUAAUAAGUCUCAGAAAGAGAAACUUUCACAUGUACUUGUUCAUGAUGUAAGAGAGAAUCACAGUGGUCACCCUGAGAGUAAAAGUGUUGAUCAAAAAGAUGAAUUUAUGUCUGUGACUGAGAGAGAACACAAAGUGUUAACAAAUGGCUCUCUCUCAGAAAUUAAGGAAAUGACUGUAAAAUCUCCCUCCAAAAAAGUCUUAUAUAGGGAAUAUGUUGUUAAAGAAGGGGAACGUCCCGGUGGCUCUCUCGAUCAACCUGCCAGGAGAACUGAGAGCUCAGUGGUGUCACAUACACCAGGCAGAGUUGCUGAUGAGAGGAGAAUGCUGUCUUCUAAUAUUCCUGAUGGGUUUUGUGAGCCCUCGGCAUUUCCAAAACACGAACUAUCACAAAAACUGCCCCAAUCAAGUAUGAGUAAAGAGACAGUUGAGACACAGCAUUUUAAUUCCAUAGAAGAUGAAAAAGUUACCUAUUCAGAAAUCAGCAAAGUUUCUAAACAUCAGAGUUAUGUAGGUUUAUGCCCACCUCUUGAUGAAACUGAAACCUCCCCCACCAAAUCUCCUGAUUCUUUAGAGUUUAGCCCAGGAAAGGAAUCUCCCUCUAGUGAUGUAUUCGACCACAGUCCAAUUGAUGGAUUGGAAAAACUUGCACCACUAGCCCAGACAGAGGGAGGGAAAGAGAUAAAAACUUUACCUGUUUAUGUCAGUUUUGUACAAGUGGGAAAGCAAUAUGAAAAGGAGAUACAACAAGGAAGUGUAAAAAAAAUCAUAAGUCAGGAAUGUAAGACAGUACAAGAAACCAGGGGGACCUUUUAUACAACUAGACAGCAGAAGCAACCUCCUUCUCCCCAAGGCAGUCCAGAAGAUGAUACUCUAGAGCAAGUAUCCUUUCUAGAUAGCUCUGGGAAAAGCCCCUUAACUCCAGAAACACCCAGUUCAGAGGAAGUGAGUUAUGAAUUUACAUCUAAGACACCAGACUCGCUCAUAGCUUAUAUACCAGGCAAACCCAGCCCAAUUCCUGAGGUUUCUGAGGAGUCAGAGGAGGAAGAGCAGGCCAAGUCCACCUCCUUAAAGCAGACCACCGUGGAGGAAACAACAGUCUUGCGGCAAAUGCCUAAUGACGUGAGCAAGGACUCUAACCAAAGACCCAAAAGUAACAGAGUUGCCUAUAUUGAAUUUCCCCCUCCUCCACCGCUGGAUGCGGACCAGAUUGAGCCAGAUAAGAAGCAUCAUUAUCUCCCUGAAAAGGAGGUUGACAUGAUUGAAGUCAAUCUGCAAGAUGAGCAUGACAAGUACCAACUGGCUGAACCGGUCAUCAGAGUGCAGCCGCCUUCGCCAGUUCCUCCCGGGGCAGAUGUCAGCGAUUCGAGCGAUGACGAGUCUAUUUAUCAACCAGUCCAAGUUAAAAAAUACACCUUCAAAUUAAAGGAAGUAGAUGAUGAGCAAAAAGAAAUGACAAAAUCCAAAGCUUCUGCUGAAAAGGUUUCCAACCAGAAAGAAUUGGAAAGUAACGGAUCUGGAAAAGAGAAUGAAUUUGGCCUUGCCCUCGAUUCACCUCAGAAUGAAACUGCCCAGAAUGGGAACAAUGACCAGUCCAUCACAGAGUGUUCCAUUGCGACCACAGCAGAGUUUUCUCAUGAUACUGAUGCCACAGAGAUCGACUCUCUGGAUGGCUAUGACCUGCAAGAUGAAGACGAUGGUUUGACAGAGAGCGAUUCUAAACUCCCAAGUCAAACCAUGGAAAUUAAGAAAGACAUCUGGAACACAGAGGGCAUUCUGAAGCCAACUGAUCGCUCUUUUAGCCAAAGUAAACUUGAAGUUAUCGAGGAGGAGGGAAAGGUGGGGCCAGAUGAAGACAAGCCACCUUCCAGAAGUCCUUCAUCUGAAAAGACUCCUGAUAAGACUGAUCAGAAGUCAGGGGCCCAGUUUUUCACGCUAGAAGGCAGACAUCCCGACAGAUCAGUGUUUCCUGAUACUUAUUUCAGUUACAAAGUAGAUGAAGAAUUUGCCACUCCUUUUAAAACAGUAGCUACCAAAGGCCUAGAUUUUGACCCUUGGUCUAAUAACCGAGGGGAUGAUGACGUUUUUGAUGGUAAAUCACGGGAAGACGAAACUAAGCCAUUUGGUCUGGCAGUGGAAGACCGCUCUCCAGCCACAACCCCUGAUACAACGCCAGCCAGAACGCCAACCGAUGAAAGUACCCCAACUAGUGAGCCUAACCCCUUCCCAUUUCAUGAAGGAAAAAUGUUUGAGAUGACUCGCAGUGGUGCAAUUGACAUGAGCAAGAGGGAUUUUGUUGAAGAGAGGCUCCAAUUUUUCCAGAUUGGUGAGCAUACUUCUGAAGGGAAGUCAGGGGACCAGGGGGAAGGGGAUAAAAGUAUGGUCACUGCUACACCACAGCCACAGUCAGGGGACACCACUGUAGAAACCAAUCUAGAGAGAAAUGUAGAGACACCUACAGUGGAACCUACCCCCAGCAGCCCGACCAGCGGAGAGUGUCAGGAAGGCACAUCCAGUGGUGGCUCCCUGGAGAAAGCAGCAGCCGCCACUAACACCUCUAAAGUUGACCCCAAGUUGCGCACGCCUAUAAAAAUGGGAAUUUCUGCAUCUACCAUGACCAUGAAGAAAGAAGGCCCUGGAGAAAUAACAGAUAAAAUAGAAGCUGUGAUGACCAGUUGUCAGGGAUUAGAAAAUGAAACUAUAACAGUGAUUCCAAAUACAGCUAAUAGCCAGACGGGCAUUAGGCCCCAAGAAAAACAUGAUUUUCAAAAAGAUAACUUUAAUAACAACAACAAUUUGGAUUCUUCCACUAUACAGACAAAUAACAUUACAAGUAAUGUAGUUCUGACAAAUCAUUCUGCACCCACUUGUACCACAGAGAAAGCUAAGCCAGUGAAAGGCUCAUCAGGAAAAAAGACAGGGGCACUACAAGGACACUGUGUAAGAGAUAAGCAGAAAGUGCUUGGAGAGCAGCAAAAGACAAAGGAAUCCAUAGGGAUUAGGCAAAAAUCCAAACUCCCCGUAAAGGCCACUUCACCAAAAGAUACCUUCCCACCAAACCAUGUGCCAAACAUUAAAGCAAGUAAACCGAAGCAGGUUAGUCAAUCCGAGAAAACCAAAACCCUUAAUACUUCAUGUGCAGACGUAAAGUCCAGAAUUCCCGUGAAAAACACACACAAGGAUAGCAUAGUUUCAGUUAGAAAAGCAUGUGCCACACAAAAGCCAGGGCAGCCAGAGAAAGGCAAGGGCAAACAGCUUCCAUCCAAGUUGCCCGUAAAGGUAAGAUCCAUCUGUGCCACCGCCGCCGCCACCACCACCACCCCUGCCACCAGCACCAGCACCCCUGCCACCAGCAUAGUUAAAGUUAGGAAAAGUCAGCUCAAGGAAGUAUGUAAACAUUCCAUUGAAUAUUUUAAGGGAAUUAGUGGUGAGACCUUAAAGCUUGUGGACCGCCUCUCUGAAGAAGACAAAAAGAUGCAGUCCGAGUUGUCCGAUGAGGAGGAAAGUACCUCGAGAAACACGUCGUUGUCCGAGACUUCCCGGGGUGGCCAGCCUUCAGUUACAACGAAGUCUGCUAGAGAUAAGAAAACAGAGGCAGCACCUUUAAAAUCAAAGAGUGAAAAAGCCGGCAGUGAAAAAAGGAGCAGUAGGAGGACUGGUCCACAGAGUCCAUGUGAACGGACAGAUAUCAGGAUGGCAAUAGUAGCCGAUCACCUGGGACUUAGUUGGACAGAACUGGCAAGGGAACUGAAUUUUUCAGUGGACGAAAUCAAUCAAAUACGUGUGGAAAAUCCAAAUUCUUUAAUUUCUCAGAGCUUCAUGUUAUUAAAAAAGUGGGUUACCAGAGAUGGAAAAAAUGCUACAACUGAUGCCUUAACAUCUGUCUUGACAAAAAUUAAUCGAAUAGAUAUAGUGACUCUGCUAGAAGGACCAAUAUUUGAUUAUGGAAAUAUUUCAGGCACCAGAAGUUUUGCAGAUGAGAACAAUGUUUUCCAUGACCCUGUUGAUGGUUGGCAGAACGAGAUAGCAAGCGGAAACCUAGAGUCCCCUGCUCAAGCUCGAAGAAUAACUGGUGGGUUACUAGAUCGACUGGAUGACAGCCCUGACCAGUGUAGAGAUUCCAUUACCUCAUAUCUCAAAGGAGAACCUGGAAAAUUUGAAGCAAAUGGAAGCCAUGCAGAAGUCACGCCAGAAGCAAAGCCAAAAUCUUAUUUUCCAGAAUCCCAAAAUGAUAUAGGAAAACAGAGUGCUAAGGAAACUCUGAAACCAAAAAUACUUGGCUCUGGUCGUGUUGAGGAACCAGCAACACCACUAGCAGCGUAUCAUAAAUCUUUGGAAGAAACCAGCAAGCUUGUAAUAGAAGAACCUAAGCCCUGUGUGCCUGUCAGUAUGAAAAAGAUGAGUAGGACUUCUCCCGCAGAUGGCAAGCCGCGGCUUAACCUCCAUGAAGAGGAGGGGUCCAGUGGGUCUGAGCAAAAGGUCAAAAGUCCGGGUGCGGCUCUUACACGGAUGACUGCCUGCUGUUACAAGGACUGGAAAGACAGUGAGAGUGGUUCAAGCUCAGAGGAAGAACGGAGAGUCACUACCCAAGUUAUUCGCCGGCGUUUGAUUUUAAAGGGAGAGGAAGCAAAGAACAUGCCUGGUGAAUCUGUCACAGAAGAAAAAUUUACUGAUGAAGAAGGCAACCUCAUCACCAGAAAAAUCACUCGGAAAGUAAUAAGACGAAUGGUUAUCCCACAAGAAAGAAAACAGGAUGAUGUGCAGGGAGAAGGUUAUAAGGUGAAGAUGAAGAAAGAAAUCCGGCAUGUGGAAAAGAAAAGCCACUCAUAACAGUGAAUGGUCAGUCAAGGAUCUUAUGUUUUUACUGCCAGUAUUGAGAAACUCAUAGAAGAAAUGUCCACAGGAAGUAAAACUCACGAAGAAGGAUGUGUGCUUGCUGCUUCCACACAUUAGUGGCAUGAUAUUUUCUUUAUGCAAAAAGAAAAGAAAAAGAAAAACCACCCACAUUUUAAUUUAGCAUGAGCCAAUUUACAGAGCAUGGAAAUUCACUUUCAUGAUACAGUGUAUAUACAAGAAGCCAUGCUGUUAACAGUUUAUCUCAAGUAAUUUGGUGUCAUUUACAAAAGGAAGAAAUUCCUGCCAUCAGAAGGGACAGAAGGAGACGGAAUGAUCAAAUCACAAAGGAACACUAAAAUUACUAAAUCCACAACAGCUCGCCUUAUUUUUCUUGGACCCAAACUGUCAGGGUAUAAACACUGUUUGUUUCUUUUUUAAAACAUGGAUAGUUUUGCUGUAAAUAACACUGUAUAAAUUCUAACAGAAAAAUAGAAUAAAUGUUGAUAAGGCACUGCCUCUUAGAACACAAACAGAAUAUUGCAAAUGCAUUUAACAAAUAGGGGUCUCAAAUGACUUCAUCCUGGAAGAGGAGGGAGGAGUUUGGGGGGGAACUCUUCACCGAUUCUUGUAUAUUAGUAAUUAUAAUGUUUGUAUAUGCAAAACUGCUAAGCUUGAUUUAAAAAAAAAAAAAAAUCUUUAAAAUCUGCUGCAAAUUUAAAUAAUUCCUAAAAUGAGGAAUUCUCUAGUUCUGUGAAAAACUUUUUUCUUCAGAAUACUAAUAUUUUGAUGCAUGUGUAUCACCUUAUUUUGAUUAAAUCUUUUCCAAUUUUGCAAACACUACAGUAUACUGCAACACAGAAGAUUUUAUCUGUAAACACAAAGCCCUUCAUCUAAUAUUUGUUGCUAUUGCCAAUUUUUCAAUGAAACAACCUAAAAAUGGAAAAAAAAUAACUUAUACAGUAGUUGCUUUGGGGGUGGGGGGAUGCUAUUUGUUAGUGCUUAAAAGGGGGUAAUGCUUGGCGCUUUAGAGGUGGAUGGUGCUCAUAAGAGGCCCCAGUCAGGGGUAUUUAAAAUGGACUGAACAGAAAUCCUUAGCUAGUAGAAUGGCAGCACGCUGUAAAAUUAUUACUGUAUCAUGUACUGGCUAUAAGAUGUAGACACCUUUCAGUAAGCCAAUCAUUUGUAACCAUUCUAGCAGUGUCAUAUUAGGUUAAUAAGGCUGCUGUGUUUUAAAGGGCAUUUUUAUUUGGGUUUUGGUGAAAUUCUUUAAUUUGUUGAUUAUAUUCACAUAAAAUCAGCAUUCAUUGACACAUAGUUCUAAUGACAUGUAUGAAAAACCAUACACUGGAUGACCUAGUCAAUUAUUUAAGCAUAAAAUAAAUUGUGUUAAACUCUUCACCUA